Molecule: messenger RNA, 234 nt
Organism: Protopolystoma xenopodis
Lineage: Eukaryota; Metazoa; Platyhelminthes; Monogenea; Polystomatidea; Polystomatidae
Source: the annotation of a GenBank genome assembly
AUGCAUGCUAAAGAAGCACGGGCAGAGGAAACGGUAACAGGUAUGUUUUCCAAAGUUUCUCGCGAUGAUUGUGACAAGUUGCACAACCCAGCCCACGCCGAGUCUACACGCAAUCGUGGCCACACAACAGACCAUGUCAUCAUCUUAGGCUUCACACCAUCGCUGCAGUUGGGCCACUCUUUCUUGCUGAAAUAUGCUGACUUGAUAGAACCUAGUUCAGACACACAUUUUUGA